Alternaria ventricosa is the source of this 729-nucleotide messenger RNA. RefSeq lists its product as uncharacterized. The transcript is spliced from 2 exons. The record is from RefSeq and is a predicted model, not a curated record. Bases 1 to 729 code for a protein of 242 amino acids. NCBI's taxonomy places the organism in Eukaryota, Fungi, Ascomycota, Dothideomycetes, Pleosporales, Pleosporaceae.
AUGUCUAAGCGGAAUAAUGAGGGCGAUGUCAUCGCGAAUCGCAUAAGUCUGCUCGAGGCAAAGGGUCAGAAACUCUUGGCAUCGUUGUAUGGUUCGCGGCCGGACUGGGGCACUGCGGAUGGUGAUGCGAAAACACAAGUUGAAGACGAUGAUCAAGAUCUGAAACAAAAUUACGCUCACGACAGGAUUGGUGUCGGCGGCAUAGUUCCCAAGGAUAUCGAAGAUGGCAGCUUCACCAGCAGGAUACGAACAUCAGACGACAAACUCUUGCAACAGUUGAUUGGCAAAAAGAAAGCAAAAGCCCACAUUACUGCGAAACAAGAAGCUGCGAGACCGAAUGCAGCCUCCAAAGCUCAACAUUACAAGAAGCUUGCUGCAAAGAAAGAAGAGUCGGAUGACGACGAAGAGGGAAGGGCUGCGACAUUCAAAUCUAAGAGACAGAAGAAGAAGGUGAAGCAGGAAGCUAAGCCUGCGGAUAGCGAUGACGAAGAUGAAGAGACGAGGGCGAAGAGGUUAGAAGGCGGCACUGUGAAGCAAGAGGAGGAAUUACCAAAAAAGGUCGCCACAGAAGCUCAAGCAGAAGCAAAACCUAUCAAGAAGGAGGAGGAAGAUGAAGAAGCGGAAGCCAUCCAACCAGCACCCAAGAAAGCGAGGACAAAACCCAAGAGCUUCCUCGACGAAAUUCUCGCUGAACGGUCAAAGAAGAAGAGCAAGAAAGGAAAGGCAUAG